AUGGCGUCCGUCCGCGUUAUAUUGCUGUUGUGGAGUCUGGCGCUGUUGACGGCUUCGGCGCAACACCAGGAUGAAAAGUCUAUUCAUCUCACUGUCACGCAGAAGGCGAAGGAACCGAAAACCGCAACAAAGCAACAAGAAUUAGAAGAAGGAAGUGGGAGAGAGGAAGAAGAAAGUGCCGACAAGUUACUGCAAGACCUCUAUAUCCACUCGACCAGUCCCGUGCUGGUGUCCUACCUGGGUCACCUGGCCACGCCCCGUGACCUCUCUCAGCUCGACGCCAUCAUAAGGCGGCAGAGGCAGAUUCGCUUCAAGAGCUCAUAUCAAGAGCUUCCGGUGGUACUUCGGCAGCCGGUCGGGGCAAAAGACCUCACAGGACUUUCGUACUUCAUCCGCGUGGACGUUGACGAGGACCCGCCGCCCAGCACCGCCCUCACCCUCCUUCCCGAGGGCGCCAGGACCUACUUCCCGCCACAGGUCACGACACCCCAUCGCAAGAUCAAGAGUCGCCCCAACAAGGAUAAGAAGGAGAAAGAUGAAGAUUCCCCGUUGCUUCUACAGGAGCACACUAGCCAGAAGACAUCCAAGGGCCCGCAGAGAGACGGGCCCUCCAAGCCUGUCGCAGUUGGUGGUUAUCGAGAUAACAGUGAUUACGUGACUUCGAAGACUUCCUCGACUUCAACAGCCUCCAGACUUGUAGCCUCCCCCCCUUCCUCUUCCUUCUCUCCUGCAAACCCCACAAUAUCCCAGGCCAAAGACCCAAGGUUCCUCGCGAAGGGACUGACAGUCUCCUCGCGCUAUACCACUUUCCCUCAAUCUUCACUGCAGCCAAGUCACGACAGGUCCCUCACCUCUGGCCACUCCUCUUCGCAACGUUCUCCAGUUUCGGAAAAUUUAAUAAUUCACAACUUACUACCAUCUGAUUCUUCAGCUUCCUUCCUUCCGUCACCAAGUGGUCCUCAUUCCUUCAGCUCAAAUGUAUCGGAUGUCUCAGAUCCGGUCCAUUCUAGUAUCGUAACAUCACAGCCAAUCUUUAUAUUUGAAUCUCCUGGAUCUUCGUCUUCACAGUCUUCCUCUGAUUCUUUCGCACCUCCUGUUUCCCCGUCUCCGGUAAAAGCAUUAAAUGCGCCUUCACAAUAUUUGGAACUUCCUAACCUGUUUCCUCUACAUCCAGGAGUCUCUUUGCCUACUCAGUCUCUCGAACCAGCUCAUUCCCUUUCUCAGUCGUUUGCUACUCCUUCCAGUCCCUCUUUAAAUAUUCAGAGUCUCUCUCAACAUUUAGAACAACCUUUAGUUACUUCUCAUUCUUCCCGACUUCCUCAGAUUACAAAAUCGACUGCCAUUUCUUCUGAUCAAAAGACACCUCUUCCUCCAAAUUCUUUACGACUCUCAAAAGCUAUUCAGGUGUUCUCCCAGCCUUCUUCGCAAUCAAAUAGACCCUUCCAUGAACUUUCUUCUAUCAUUGAUACUCAGCGUGCCCCAGUCUUUAACUCGCCUGCUUCACCGGUAUCGUUAAAAGUUUCUCAGGAACUAGAACCUCCCUUUCAUCCCUUUUCUCAGUCUGGACAUGCUUCGAAUCCUCUCCCGGUACCGUCUCCUCUUUCUUCCAACCCUUCACGGCCAUCGAAAUCCUUUCCGCGACCCUUUUCUACUCCUCCUCCUCAGCCUUCUCCUCUUCAUCCGUCCCAUCCGAAAGGCACGCCCUCCUCUUCAUCCUCAGCUUCAUCAAUAACGACAGCUUCGCUUGGUGCCAAAGCCUCAUCCUCCCUCGCUUCGCCAACUCCCACUCAGAAACUAUCGCAAGAAUCCAUAUCCGCUUCCAAACUUCAGGCCAACACAAACACAUUCUCCAAACAUCGGUCUCGGCAAAACCAGACUCCAUUAACCUCUUCUAAAGUGUCCGAUCCUAGGCCUAACGCUAAAGCUAAAUCGAUUUCUAGUAAGCCAGUUAACAGCAUCCAACAAAGCGAGGCCCUCCGGCGAGGCAGGAGUGGGCAAGGUGGAAGCAGAAACAGAGAAAGAGACAGAGGAAGUGGAGACGGAGAAGGAAGACAAAUUCAAAGCGGAAUAAACUCCGCCACUCCUGUAGACGGUAAGACGCGAACUGUUCUUAACUCAGACGAUCCCUACGUCAACUCGAUACCCGGACGUAGUGGCAUCGACUACCCGACCUUCCAGACUUUGCCCAAAACAGGGUUCGACUGUUCCAGCAAGCAGUCGGGCGGUUACUAUGCUGAUCCUGAAGCCGAUUGCCAGGUGUUCCACGUGUGCUGGGGAAGGAGAAGGGCUUCAUUCCUCUGUCCAAUUGGAACAAUAUUCAACCAGCAAGUCCUCGUGUGCGAUUGGUGGUACAAUGUGGAUUGUGCAGCCUCGCCUGAACACGAAGGGGUCAACGCCGGUAUCUGGGAACCGAGAGUAACGAGAAAUCGGUUAUAGAUAAAGGAAAGGAGUUGCGGGGUGAAAUAACGAGCUGUGGAUGUCUGUGAUACCGUCUGUAGGUGGCUUCCGGUUUUAGCCGUAGAGGAGGUCUUAGUCAAGUGCGCUCGUCAGCUUCGAUUUUAAUGCUUGUGGUUGAUGUUUUCUUGCAUUCGAAAUGUUUAUAAAAAAAAAAAAGAAAAAAAAAAAAAAAGAAAACAAGCCCCGGUUAUCGAACAAUGUCUUUCCUUUCUUUCGCUGCGACUUCUGAAAAAAAUGAGUACAGUGAAGAAGCUCCCGGCCUGUUGCUUCAUCCAUAAAUGUAGCGGACGUGGAAAAGUGAAGCGGAAUCUCUAAUGUACAAGAUAGCCAUUAAAUUCAGAUUAGAAAGUAAAUCUAUUGGGUGAUAAGCAUAUACAUUUA
Penaeus chinensis is the source of this 2838-nucleotide messenger RNA. RefSeq names its product flocculation protein FLO11-like. Gene Ontology annotation, cellular component: extracellular region. Gene Ontology annotation, molecular function: chitin binding. Bases 1 to 2436 code for a protein of 811 amino acids. Lineage: Eukaryota; Metazoa; Arthropoda; Malacostraca; Decapoda; Penaeidae. The record is from RefSeq and is a predicted model, not a curated record. The transcript has 5 exons.